UAAGCUUCUGAAGAGAGAUUGAGAAAGAUAGCUAGAGUUGGAAGAAAGAUAGCUAGAGUUGGAAGACUAUAACAAGAUUAUGGAUUCUUGGGCUAAGUUUUAUGAAAAGGCUAUGCCAUUUUUGGCUGUGAUUUUUCUGCAGUUUGGGUAUGCAGGCAUGUCCAUAAUUUCAAAGUUUGCUCUAAAUAAAGGGAUGAGCCAACAUGUAUUAGUGGUCUAUAGGCAUCUUGUGGCCACCAUCGUCAUUGCCCCCUUUGCCAUUAUUUUUGAUAGGAAGGUGAGGCCAAAGAUGACCAUCUCCAUCUUUGCUAAGAUACUGUUGCUAGGCUUGUUGGAGCCAACUAUUGACCAGAACUUGUAUUAUACUGGUAUGAAGUACACCACAGCAACUUUUGCUUCUACCAUGUGCAACAUUCUUCCUGCUUUUGCAUUUCUUAUGGCUUGGGUCUUAAGGCUUGAGAAGGUAAACUUGAGGAAAUUGCAUAGCCAGGCAAAGAUAUUGGGGACUCUAGUAACAGUGGGAGGAGCAAUGUUAAUGACUUUAAUUAAUGGACCAAAGCUGAAUUUUCCAUGGACAAAAGGAUAUGAUCUUCAUGGAUCUACCAGUGCACUAACCACACAUGAGGAUACCAUUAAGGGAGCUAUUAUGAUUGGUGUAGGCUGCUUGUGCUGGUCUGGUUUCAUAAUCCUUCAGGCAAUAACACUAAAAACAUACCCAGCUGAGCUCUCCCUAACAGCUUUAAUUUGCUUGAUGGGCACAAUUGAAGGCUCUGUAUUUGCUGUUAUAAUGGAAAGGGGAAAUCCCUCUGCCUGGUCUAUACACUUUGAUUCUAGGUUAUUGGCUGCUGUUUACAGUGGAGUAAUUUGUUCAGGAGUUGCUUAUUAUAUACAAGGUGUAGUAAUGAAGAGCAAAGGUCCUGUUUUUGUGACUGCUUUCAGUCCUUUAAGCAUGGUUAUUGUUACAAUUUUGGGCUCCUUUGUGUUAUCAGAGAUUGUGUACUUAGGAAGGGUCAUUGGAGCACUAGCCAUUGUCAUUGGCCUAUAUCUAGUGUUGUGGGGUAAGCGCAAGGAUCAAUCUCCAUUGACUUCUAGCAAUGAUAAGGUAGCUGAUAUUACUUCUGAAAUGGAUACUCCAAACCAAGAAUACGUUGCCAUUGAAGUCACCAAAGUGAGACCCACUCAAGAAUCUGUUUGAAGGAAUUCUACUUCAGUUUCAAAAGUAAUGAAUAAUAAUUGCAUGGAAUUAAUUAUGAUUUUGUCUUCUUCUUUUUUUUUUUUUUA
Molecule: messenger RNA, 1281 nt
Organism: Hevea brasiliensis (rubber tree)
Lineage: Eukaryota; Viridiplantae; Streptophyta; Magnoliopsida; Malpighiales; Euphorbiaceae
Product: WAT1-related protein At2g39510-like
Exons: 7
Coding region: 80-1195 (371 amino acids)
Cellular component (GO): plasma membrane
Molecular function (GO): transmembrane transporter activity
Source: RefSeq, a predicted model, not a curated record